GAGGCUGCCUCGCCCCCGACCUGACAGCGCAUCCCGACUCAAUAACAGCAGCGCCGGCUGAACUACAAUGCCUGCAGAAAACAGCGAUGAGGAGAGCAUGCUGAGCUACCAGAGACCCGGUGAGGAGGUAGUUGUGGAUCAGGGUGGCACAAGCUCAGUAUCCAACAUCCACUAUGAGAAAGAAGAGCUGGAGAGUCACAGGACUCUGUAUGUUGGGGUGAGGAUGCCUCUGGACAGACAGUCUCACCGUCAUCACAGAGCUCACAGCUCCAAACACCGCAAGAGAGAGCGGGCCAGAACAGGAAGUCUAGCGCCUGAGGCAGAGAAUACUGAAAGCACUACUGCCACCUCACAUGACACUCCAUCCCAGAGGGUACAGUUUAUUCUGGGCACUGAGGAGGAUGAGGAGCAUGUGGCUCAUGAACUCUUUACUGAGCUGGAUGAGAUCUGUGUUAAAGAAGGCAAAGACGCUGAGUGGAAGGAGACAGCCAGGUGGUUAAAAUUCGAAGAGGAUGUUGAGGACGGAGGGGAGAGAUGGAGUAAACCUUAUGUAGCGACUCUGUCUCUGCAUAGCCUGUUUGAGCUGCGCAGCUGCAUAAUUAAUGGCACCGUCCUGCUGGACAUGAGAGCGGACAGCAUUGAGGAGAUUGCUGAUAUGGUGCUGGACCAUCAGGAGGCGGCUCAUGAAAUGGACGACAGUGUGAGGUUAAAAGUCCGAGAGGCACUGCUGAAGAGGCAUCACCACCAGAGCGAUAAGAAGAGAUCCAACCUGCUGCCUCUGGUCAAAUCCCUGACUGAAUCCGGCAGGAAGCAGAGUGAACCGCACUGCAUAGAGAACACUGGACAUGUUACAUCCUCUCAGGCUCUUUCUGUAAAUGCAGAAGUGAAAAAUGGUGCCACGCAGGACAAUGGUCAAGUGGACCUCAGUAAGGUGGACACACACUUUAUGAAAAAGAUCCCUACUGGAGCCGAGGCUUCCAAUGUACUGGUGGGAGAGCUAGACUUCCUCGAGAGACCCAUUGUGGCAUUUGUCCGUCUCUCUCCUGCUAUAUUGUUAACAGGACUUACUGAAGUACCCAUACCUACCAGGUUCAUGUUUAUUUUGCUUGGGCCAGAUGGAAAAGCUCAGCAGUAUCAUGAGAUUGGCCGGUCUAUGGCUACUAUUAUGACAGAUGAGAUUUUUCACGAUGUAGCAUACAAAGCUAAAAACAGAUGUGAUCUGUUGGCCGGUAUUGAUGAGUUUUUGGAUCAGGUGACUGUUUUGCCUCCUGGGGAGUGGGAUCCAUCUAUCCGCAUUGAACCACCGAAGAGCGUCCCAUCACAGGAAAAAAGGAAAAUGCCUGGUGUGCCCAAUGGGACAACUGCUCCAGCAGAGACAGAGUCACACGGGGAACAUCAUGGACCAGAACUGCAGAGAAGUGGGAGGUUGUUUGGCGGCUUGAUUCUGGACAUAAAGCGGAAAGCACCUUUUUACUUCGGUGAUUUUAAAGACGGUCUGAAUCUGCAGUGUAUUGCAUCUUUUCUCUUCCUGUACUGUGCCUGCAUGUCUCCAGUCAUUACUUUUGGAGGACUGCUAGGGGAGGCAACACAGGGGCGCAUAAGUGCUAUUGAGUCCUUAUUAGGUGCUUCGAUGACUGGAGUGGCUUACUCACUGUUCUCUGGGCAGCCUCUAACGAUUCUGGGCAGUACUGGACCUGUUCUGGUGUUUGAGAAAAUCCUCUUCAAGUUCUGCAAAGAUUAUGACCUGUCCUACCUGUCUCUUCGUACCUGUAUCGGCCUGUGGACGGCCUUCCUGUGUUUUAUCCUGGUUGCCACAGAUGCAAGCUCGCUGGUUUGUUACAUUACCCGUUUCACAGAGGAGGCCUUCGCUGCUCUCAUCUGCCUCAUCUUCAUCUACGAGGCUUUGGAGAAGCUUGUUCACCUGGGAGAAAUUUACCCUAUUAACAAACACAGCGACCUGGAUAAACUUACACUCAUCUACUGUAAGUGUGCAAAACCUGACAGCCCCAAUAAUAAAACACUAGAGAUGUGGAGUGAGAAGAACAUCACAAUGUCCUCAGUGACCUGGAGUAACCUCAGCGUGAAGGAGUGUUUAAAUCUGCAUGGACAGUUUGUUGGGCCAGCUUGUGGUCACCAUGGCCCCUACACUCCUGAUGUUCUCUUCUGGUCAGCUAUCUUGUUUUUCUCCACCUUUUUUCUCUCCUCCUUCCUCAAGCAGUUUAAGACCAGCAGUUAUUUUCCAACACGGGUACGCUCUAUGAUUAGUGAUUUUGCCGUCUUCCUCACUAUUGUUCUCAUGGUGCUGAUCGACUACGUCAUUGGAGUUCCAUCACAGAAACUACAAGUGCCCAGCAAAUUUAAGCCGACGCGGGAUGAUAGAGGCUGGCUGAUUAAUCCCAUUGGCAGAAACCCGUGGUGGACAGUGCUGGCCGCAACAAUACCAGCUCUGCUCUGUACCAUCCUCAUCUUUAUGGAUCAACAAAUCACUGCUGUCAUUAUCAACCGCAAAGAGCACAAAUUAAAGAAAGGCUGUGGCUACCACUUGGACCUGCUCAUGGUGGGGGUGAUGCUGGCGGUGUGUUCAAUCAUGGGGUUGCCGUGGUUUGUAGCAGCAACUGUUCUGUCAAUCUCUCAUGUGAACAGCCUAAAACUAGAAUCCGAAAGCUCUGCCCCUGGAGAACAACCACGCUUCCUGGGCAUCAGAGAGCAGAGACUAACUGGACUGGUCAUCUUCCUGCUCAUGGGCUGCUCUGUGUUUAUAACUGGUGCUUUACAGUUCAUCCCAAUGCCGGUACUUUAUGGAGUUUUUCUGUACAUGGGUGCCUCGUCUCUGAAAGGUAUUCAGUUCUUUGACCGUCUGAAGUUGUUUGGCAUGCCAGCCAAGCACCAGCCAGAUUUUAUCUACCUUCGUCACGUUCCACUGAGGAAAGUUCACCUGUUCACCAUCACACAGCUUACUUGUCUUGUGCUACUGUGGGUCAUUAAGACGUCCCCCGCUGCUAUCGUUUUCCCUAUGAUGGUGCUGGCAUUGGUCUUCAUCCGUAAGCUGCUGGAUUUCUGCUUUACCAAACGUGAGCUGAGUUACCUUGAUGACCUCAUGCCGGAGAGCAAAAAGAAGAAACUUGAUGAUGCAUCCAAACAAGAAGAAGAGGAGUCACAGGAAGUCCUAGUUGAUAAUUUGGAGAAAGAAGAUAAGAACACAGUGCGGAUACAGAUGGAAAAGACCAAACUCCUACAGACAUCUAAAACACCAGACCCGAGGACUGACCCCUCUGAUAUCAACAUCUCUGAUGAAAUGUCUAAAACUACAGUGUGGAAAUCUCUCAGCUCCAAUCACAAGGACACACAACAAUCAACGGCACAUAAAAAGAGUCAGGCCUUCCUGUCCAACGUCAGUAUUUGA
This is a messenger RNA of Trichomycterus rosablanca, 3403 nucleotides long. It is a transcript of the gene slc4a8, whose product is annotated as solute carrier family 4 member 8. The record is from RefSeq and is a predicted model, not a curated record. NCBI's taxonomy places the organism in Eukaryota, Metazoa, Chordata, Actinopteri, Siluriformes, Trichomycteridae. Bases 68 to 3403 code for a protein of 1111 amino acids. Gene Ontology annotation, molecular function: sodium:bicarbonate symporter activity; monoatomic anion transmembrane transporter activity; solute:inorganic anion antiporter activity. Gene Ontology annotation, cellular component: plasma membrane. The transcript has 25 exons. Gene Ontology annotation, biological process: transmembrane transport; monoatomic anion transport; bicarbonate transport.